UCCACUCUCUUGAACGAAUCGAAGCUGCUAUAAGAGAAGAGGUCUUGUGGGAGUGAGAUCAUCUUCGCUGCUUUUCCGCCAGGUGACGACACAACGUCCAUCCCCUCUGGAGGACACAGCAUUCAAAGUGCCCAAAGCAGAGACUGGACCCUUGCUAGACAAUGAACCUGCUGGCACCUUGAUCUUGGACUUCCCAGCCUCAAGAACUGUAAGAAAUAAAUAUCUGUCCUUUAUACAUUACCUACCCAGUUUGUGGUGUUCUGUUAUAACAGCACAAAACAGACUGAGACAAUUUUCUUAUGAGGGCCCCUGUCACAUAAAACUUAAGUACAUUUGUAUACUUUUCUCUUGUUCAUCUGUCUAUGUCAGUUUAAUUCCCAGACACAGGAGGGCAGAGGUCAAAUUUUGUCUCCUCUACUUAGAGGAGGCCAUGGGACGGUAGAGGCAGAGAUUGGAAUGAUGCAGCCACAAGCCAAGGGAUGCUGAGGAUUGCCCGCAGCCAUCAGAAACCGGGAGGCGAGGAAGGGUCCUUCCCCGGCACCUUCAGAGAGAGUGUGGCCCUGACACACCUUGGUUUGGGACUUCCAGGCUCCAGAACUUGAGAACCUGGCGGUGCUCCCGGAGAUAAACCCCAGGAAAAUGUGAGAUCGCUCCGAGACUGGGACCCCAGGAGUUCUGAACUCCUGCGCUGGUCCACACCCAGCCUGCAGCAAUCCCUCAGUCUCCGGUGAAGGGCUCCUGCAAGUUGCCGGCGGCAGUGGUGGCUCCGUCCUGACAUUCCCGGGCCACCAGGCACAGCCGAAGUAACACACGCCCCUUUGUCUGGCCUCCGCUCCGGGAGCCCUUUCUUGGAAACGUGGUCGCUGUGGUGCUGAAAGCGAGGAGCCUGCCAGCCUGCUCUGGCGGAGAGAGGAAAAUCCUCCCCGCCCAGGUGUUUCCUCCAAGACCCACGUGUCUCUGGCAUGAAGGGGCCUGUGUGUCGUUUGUCCAGGCACGGGGGAACGUGUGUGCACCCCGGGAACCGGGAAGGGCCCCCUCUGGAUGCUGUGGACCUAGGGUGCCCAGACAACCAUCAAGCUUGAAGACACCUUUGUCCGCCUCUGCACAGUCGGGGGCUGCAGGCCCCACCGGGACCGAGUACGGCGGCGGCUGGACGGCAGCAGGGAGAAGCUGGGGACUCUAAGGGAAUCAGCCAGCACUGGGACCAGAGCAGAAGGCCAGCCCACACGCAGAUGUCUGAGCGCCUAGAACUUUCCACCGUAACCUCACUGCUCCAUUUCCAUAAAACACUAGGAAACCUACCCGUUUAACAAUGGCAUGCAAGGAAGCCAUGAGAAAGGAACAGUCGAUUCCUGCCUGUUGGUGUGGAACAAUUUCCAAGAAACAUUGUUAAGUGAAAAAGCAAGGGAGAGAGUUGCAGGAAGGAACAUGAACCAGCCCGACACAAGCGGGAACUGCUCAUUCAGCCACGUGGACGAGCUGAUGCGGACCCUGCAGCUGGCCGUCCACACCCCCACGUUCCUCCUGGGCCUGCUCCUCAACCUGCUGGCCAUCCGCAGCUUCAGCACCUUCCUGAAGAAGAGGUGGCCCGACUACGCCGCCACCUCCAUCUACAUGAUCAACCUGGCGGUCUUUGACCUGCUCUUGGUGCUCUCCCUCCCGUUCAAGGUGGCCCUGUCCCAGGUGCGGCCGCCCUUCCCUUCCCUCUGCACGCUGGUGGAGUGCCUCUACUUCGUCAGCAUGUACGGCAGCGUCUUCACCAUCUGCUUCAUCAGCCUCGACAGGUUCCUGGCCAUCCGGUACCCGCUCCUGGUCAGCCGCCUCCGGUCCCCGGGCAAGAUCUUCGGGAUCUGCUGCACCAUCUGGGCCCUGGUGUGGGCUGGGAGCACCCCCGUCUACAACUUCCAUGGGACAGUGGAAAAGUACACGUGCUUCCACAACAUGUCCGAUGGCACCUGGAGUGCCAAGGUCUUCUUCCCCCUCGAGGUGUUCGGCUUCCUCCUUCCCCUGGGCAUCAUGGGCUUCUGCUCCUCCAGGAGCAUCCACAUCCUGCUGUGCCGCCGGGACCGCACCGAGGACUGGGUGCAGCAGAGAGCCUGCAUCUGGACCAUCGCCGCCAGCCUGGCUGUCUUCGUGGUCUCCUUCCUCCCGGUCCACCUCGGCUUCUUCCUGCAGUUCCUGGUGAGGAACGGCGUCAUCGUGGAGUGCAGAGCCAAGCAGGGCAUCAGCUUGUUCCUGCAGCUGUCCAUGUGUUUCUCCAACAUCAACUGCUGCUUGGAUGUCUUCUGCUACUACUUUGUCAUCAAAGAAUUCCGCAUGGACAUCAUGGCCCAUCGGCCUUCCAGGGUCCAGCUGGUCCUCCAGGACACCACGGUCAGCCGGGGCUAAGGGAAGGACACCCCACUCAGAGGAAGGACACCCCCAGCCCCAAUUCUAGUAGUGAAGGGCUUUGAUGCAGGGGACCAUCUGUGGUGCAUUCCCUGCUGGGCUUCUCCUCUGAUGCUCAUUGGGCACCAGCUUCGUUGUACCCCAAAGACCUUUCCCCAAAGCCCGGACAACUUGACAUAUAUCACCUACUGUUCAGGGACCUCUGAAAAACCCCAGUACCAGGUGAAUUCUUGAUUUCUAAGUCCAAAAAGUAUCAGGCAAAAUAAUUGAGAAAGAGAAUGAGGCCAUCUGAACAAGGCUAUUUCCCAACUCCCUGUCCUUCUGUUAGACUAGAAGAUUCUGGAAAUAGAGAGAAAGAGGAGUUGGCCGAGGGAAUCAAGAGGGCCAGUUAUGGUGGAGGGUCUUGGGCAGAGAUGGAGUGGUAGGAAUAGAUCAAGCCCCUUUUUAGUUCGGAGAUCCCGGGAUGGGGCAGACUUGCAUUUUCUGGUCCCUUCUUGAGCUCUGUUGGCCAACAACCUCACCAAGACAACAGCAAGUGGGGGGUCAGGGUGGGCAAGUGUGCACGGUUAGCCCCAGGUUUCCUAUGGGCCUCAGAAAGGCACAGGAUGGUGGCCAAACCUUCCCGUGCCCAGGAGAAGGCUGCAGAGGACUGAGGGGUGUUGGUGACCCCCAGGAGCCAUGAGGGGACAUGCUACACCUGGGGAAGGGGGAGACAGGCCAAGAGCUGGAAGUGGACCGGGCCAAGGGCUGCCACUGGGUGUCCAACACAAAGAGUGUUAGUGGGAGGCGCCCUGGGAGGAGAGAUCCUGAACGAGACUGCCUUUCUAUCUCGGACGGACUGGGGAGAUGGUUAUUAGACUUAGCUUGUCUUGUUACCCUGAGUCCUGGCUGGGCAGUUGGCACUGAGGGCACUGCCCAUGGAGCUGUCCCUCCCCGGUGGCUGGGAGGGAGCGAACGAGGCAACCAGGCACAGAAGGGCAGCAGGGGGCCCUUGACAGCUCCUGUGGAAACGGUAAACAACUGAGUCACUGCUCCAAUGGGCGUCUCUAACGGUCUAGGGAGGGAGCACGUGGUGACAACUGAAGCUUCCUAUGACUCAGCUGCUCCAGAGAGUGAAAUGAUUAGAAGGAUAAAUUGCGGGGUGGUUUUGCAUGACGACGAUGCGAGAGGGAUGAGUAGUAAGUGAGACUUAAUGUGAUCUAGGCGCAGGUCUUUAGGAAGAAAAGCAACCACAGUCUACCUGGAGGGUAAGAGGCGCUGGCUGCUGAGUGGGGGCGGAAGGCCCGGGGAGCGGUGGUAUGUGUGGGGGAGAAGAUUUAGAUAAAACCCUAAAAAACCCCAGCCCUGCCUAUGGAGGGGGAGAGGGAGGCGUGGCGGGGAGUGCAGGCUGGGGCAGGACAGCGGCAGGCAGCUUCCCCAGCUGGGCUGAGAGCCCCGAAGGGCCGGAGCUGCCUCUGCUGUGCUCAGGUCCCGCUCCGCGGAGCCUCCUCCCAGGUGGCUGGAGGGAAGGGUGAGGAAGACAGUGUCAGUGAAGGGUGGAAAGGGGUGUGACCUGACCAGGAACAGAGGACCAGGGCCAGCAGCUCCGGUCCCCAGGCCUGUCCUCCAGGAACUGGCAGACCCAGCAGCAAGGCCAAGUCCUGCUCAGCCACCCCAGGCCCUGGACACUCCUCUCCUGGACUACAGGUCGCACCGUCCCAUGACCCUCCUGGACAGACACCACCUGGGACACUCGGACAGAGCCCGACUGUUACACAUGGCAGGACGUUCGGGGCUGGUUUGGGUCAGAGUCCGUGGAAGGAGCACCCCUCCUCCGAUUCCUCUCUGCAUCAGUUGCUGGAGUGCACCUGGCAGAGCUGGGGGUGCCCUUGGCGUGCACGUGUCCACUAAUGUGCUUCAGCCCAGAUGGGCUUUGGAAGGGAAGAGGGUUGGCGGACCCUGACCACCCACCACGCCCAGUGAUGUUCAGACACAGCAUCUUGUCUUGUGCGCAGCACGACUCUGUGCAGGCGACAGAGAAGGCUCCAGAUCCCUGGGAGGGGAAUCACCAUGAACGGCAGGAGUCUAGGCCCAUGAGCUGCGUAACUAUCGGGGCAGGUCCUUGAUGUGUCCUGUGGGCCCUCGGUAUCCCGCCACCCAUCCCACUCACUGUGGGGAGGGAGGGCACUUCUCUCUCCCCAGGGGGCCGCAGCCUGGCCUGUGGGUCUGUGGAGUGGGCACAAGUGCCCGCUCCAGGCCAGGGUAGCUGCUCUGCGGGAGGGUCGGCGUCUGGGCCCACGUAGCUGCAACCCAAGCUGGCCCGUGAUCGGCCAGCGGCCCAGCGGCACGGGAGGGGCAGAGGGGCA
Molecule: messenger RNA, 4733 nt
Organism: Microcebus murinus (gray mouse lemur)
Lineage: Eukaryota; Metazoa; Chordata; Mammalia; Primates; Cheirogaleidae
Source: RefSeq, a predicted model, not a curated record